Messenger RNA from Symphalangus syndactylus (siamang), 414 nucleotides. RefSeq names its product large ribosomal subunit protein eL30-like. Lineage: Eukaryota; Metazoa; Chordata; Mammalia; Primates; Hylobatidae. The record is from RefSeq and is a predicted model, not a curated record. Gene Ontology annotation, molecular function: RNA binding.
AUGGAUGACAGAAAUAGAGAUAUCACCUUUCUCACUCCCCAGCCAUCUUGGCAACUGCUCUUGGUUGGGGCCAUCCCAACCAAGGAGAUGAAAAAUUCACUGGAGUCAAUUAAUUCUCGGCUCCAACUCAGGAAAAGUGGAAAUUACAUGCUGGAGUACAAGCAGACUCUAAAGAUGAUCAGACAAGGCACAGCAAAAUUGGUCAUCCUUGCUUACAACUGCCCAGCUUUGAGGAAAUUGGAAGUAGAGUACUAUACAAUGUUGGCCAAAACUGGUGUCCAUCACUACAGUGGCAAUAAUAUUGAACUGGGCACAGCAUGCGGAAAAUACUACAGAGUAUGCACACUGGCGCUCACUGAUCCAGGUGAUUCUGCUAUCAUUAGAAGCAUUCCAGAACAGACUGGUGGAAAGUAA